GGAACUCAGAAAAAAGAACACUUACGUGUGGAAGAUCCACAAAGGCUUUGUAAAAGGGGUGUUAAUGUGAAAGCCUUGAAGAGCAAGUAGGAGUUUCACAGGUGAAGAAGAGAAUGGGUUUCCAGGCAGAAAGAAAAGAGUUAUGAGGUGGAGCUAUAUACCUUUCUGGAAUUGACAUGAUUCAUGGCACACCCGUACUUGACAUAAAGCCCUACAUAGCUGAUUAUGACUCACCACAAAAUUUGAUUGAGCCUCUAGGGGACUUUAAUUUACAGAAUAAUCAAUAUACACCAGAAACCAUGUCCCCAUCUGAUGGCAAGAGUGCCAGCUGUGAACAACAACAGCUCUCAGGGUGUGAUGAACCACAACCCAACAGUUGCAUUAAGGAGAAACCUGAAUGUCCUGAAGACAGAACUUCAGGAGAAAACUACGUGAAACACAACAUGGCAAAAAUCCAGCAAAACUCACCUAACUACAUGGAGAGAACAGCAGAUUUUGAAUCAAGAAGUGAUCAGAGUAUGAGUGUAGCAGAAGAGCAAAUUGGCCCAUAUUGCCUGGAGAAGAGCUUUUCAGAGGAAGGUACAGAAAAAAGGCUUAGAAGACAGGAAGAGGCAGCAGUCCCAGAAGGAAACAAUGCAGAGGUGCAGCCCACGGCUCUUCACUGCCCUUCCAGGGUGUCUGACGCCAGUGUGGUACCUGCCUGGGUGAGAGAGGCCCCUGUGGCCACCUUGGAAGUCCGGUUUACUCCUCAUGCAGAGAUGGACCUUAGGCACCUCAGUUCAGAAGAUGUCAGUCGAGCUUCAUUUAAAUAUUUUCAAUCAGCAGAGGAAGCAAAGCAUGCCAUUGAGGCUGUGUUGUCAGCUGACCCUCGGUCUGUAUAUCGACGGAAGCUCUGCCAGGAUCGCCUCUUCUACUUCACUAUAGAUACAGCACAUGUGACUUGCUGGUUUGGCGAUGGCUUUGCAGAGGUUGUAAGGAUCAAGCCAGUUUCUGAGCCUGUAUAGAUGGCUGACCCUGUGGAGUCCUUGGUGUCUCUGGGAUUGUGAGUAGCCUCCAUCAUGUCUUUAGAAGCCUAAUUGAUUUUGAAUGUGGCCAUUAGAUUUUCUGUACAAGCUAAUGACAUGCCUUCUUUGUAGAAAGAAGCAACACUUUGUGAUCUCACUGCUUUGAUUGAUUUGGGUUCUUCAGAAUACUUAUUAGACAAACAUAUUUUAAUAAAUUGAGAAGGAGAAA
Messenger RNA from Manis javanica (Malayan pangolin), 1233 nucleotides. It is a transcript of the gene TRMO, whose product is annotated as tRNA methyltransferase O. Lineage: Eukaryota; Metazoa; Chordata; Mammalia; Pholidota; Manidae. The record is from RefSeq and is a predicted model, not a curated record.